Messenger RNA from Pteropus alecto (black flying fox), 1559 nucleotides. RefSeq names its product protein phosphatase 1 regulatory inhibitor subunit 2 (gene PPP1R2). The coding region runs from base 317 to 937 and encodes 206 amino acids. Lineage: Eukaryota; Metazoa; Chordata; Mammalia; Chiroptera; Pteropodidae. Gene Ontology annotation, molecular function: protein phosphatase inhibitor activity. The record is from RefSeq and is a predicted model, not a curated record. The transcript has 6 exons. Gene Ontology annotation, biological process: regulation of signal transduction.
CCCGCUUGGCUUCGGCGUCGGCGUCCUCCCGCGCUGCGGCGCUAGGCCGGCAUCUCUCCCGCGGGCCGCUGAUAAAGUGGUAGCAAAGGGCGCGCGAAGGGCCACCAGCCGUGCGGCGUCAGCUAGACGCCAGAGCGUCAGGGUCGUUGUCUCGUGACAACGACGCCAGUAGCGAUCUCCGACACAGCAGGUGCGGCCGCUUUAGUCCCAAGCGGGCUCAGUGGCUGCCUGGCGAGUCUCUGCUCGCGCCCAGUUCUUUCCUUCCUGGACCCGACGCCAAGCAGCGACACUGAGCCGACCGCCGGAGCGGCGGGCAAUGGCGGCCUCGACGGCCUCUCACCGGCCCAUCAAGGGGAUCCUGAAGAACAAGAGCUCAACGACUUCCUCUGUGGUGUCCCCGGCCGAACAGCCCGGUAGGAGUGUGGAUGAAGAACUGAGUAAAAAAUCCCAGAAGUGGGAUGAAAUGAACAUCCUGGCGACAUAUCACCCAGCAGACAAAGACUAUGGUUUAAUGAAAAUAGAUGAACCAAGCACUCCUUACCAUAGUAUGGUAGGUGACGAUGAGGAUGGAUUGAGUGAUUCAGAAAACACUGAAGCCCUGACCCCAGAUAUAUUAGCUAAGAAAUUAGCUGCUGCUAAAGGCUCGGAGCCAAAGUGUCAGGUUCAUGAACAAGAAAGCAGUGAAGAUGAGGACAGUGACCUCUCACCUGAAGAACAAGAAAAAAAGCGACAGUUUGAAAUGAAAAGGAAGCUUCACUACAAUGAAGGACUGAAUAUUAAAUUAGCUAGGCAAUUAAUUUCAAAAGACCUACAUGAGGAGGACGAAGAUGAUGAAGAAAUGUCAGAGACUGCAGCUGGAGAAAGCAUGAAUGUGGAAGAAUCAAAUCAAGGAUCUACUACAAGUGACCAACUGCAAAACAAAUCGCAGAGUUCAUAGAAGAGAUUUGUUCAGCACUGUAAUUGUCAGAUACAAAUCCUGUUACUAUAAUACACUGCUUCUUGUUCUCUACAAUUCAUGACUUAAGUACCAAAAUACAUACCAGUUAUUAUAUGUUGCCAAGAAUUAAAUAACUUUAGAGAUUUAUUAGACUGAAAAUGCCUAAUUGAUACAUAUAUUCUUGUGCCUAGUACUUCACAACAAAUACAGCAUAAUAUCAGUCCAAAAUGUCAUUACUUUUGUAAGAACACUGGUUAAUUUGUAUAAGAUACUAUAUAGCUUUUUAUGCUUUAGAGGUUAAACAAUAUCUUGGGUUUGGGGGAUGGGGAUCUAAUUUAUUCACUUCUAGAUGUGAUAGCUCUUAUAAACUUUUUAUUUUUUAAUCAAAAUCCAAUUGGAACAACAUUAUAUAGGCUGAUAAAAUAGUCUGAAAAGUGUUUUAGCACAUCUUCAACUUAAUUUGUUUAAUUGAAAAGGAUUAUAAGAGUUACUGUUGCAUUUUUUGGCCUACUACUACCUUUAAAAUUCUUUUUGAGUUUCUUUAUGUUUACAAGGAAAGGAUUGAACUUUUUCUCACCAAAACUAGCUUUUUUCACAAAUAAAUUAUCAGGUUAAACUUGCA